UUACAAGUAAACGAGUUUACUAAUGAAAUUCAUAAAUAUAUAAGACAUUAGAUUAUUUGUUUAAAACCAAAUAUACUACAGUCAGUGGUCAACAUGCUGUUUUAUAGUACGUUAUUAUUGCCCAUAGCUAACCAGCUUGCCACAUCACUAUGUCUGCCUCAACCGCCUCAAGAUCCAUCCCAGCAAUGUACGCAGCUUCCAUUAAUUGAAAAUCCAAGAAAAUGCUGUGAUAUACCAUCCGUAUUCUCGAAAGACAAUUUCGAGUUCUGCAACUUGUCGGAUAAUUUUCAAAAGAAUAAUACAAACGGCUUAGCGGAUUGCAGCAAGCAAUUGUGUGUCUUUAAAACGUUAAAUUUUAUCAAAGAGGAUGAUAAAAUCGAUCGUGAUAUUAUUCAACGCUUUAUGGAUGUAUGGACUGAAGCUUAUCCAGAUUAUGCGCCAAUAACACGUGUCGGAAAGGCGAGAUGUCUUGGGAAACAAAUACCAGGACCACGUGAACUUUGUGAACCUAAUAAAUUUCUUUCUUGCAUUGCCAAUGUUGCUAUUAUGAUGUGCCCAAAGUGGAUCUUAAAGGACUAUGACUGCAAGGAAUUGAAGAAUCACGUUGAUGUUUGCGCUAAAUAUUUCACACAAUAAUAUAUUAUGUACACAUGGUACAAAUAUACAUCUGUAUUUUCGAAUGUUAAAAGUAUUUAAUACAAAACUACUGGAUUAAUUUUAAAAUUAUUUUUCCAACAGAAUGCUGAAUUAUCCCUGGAUAACAUAAGUGUUAAAAUUUUGACUUAA
Molecule: messenger RNA, 786 nt
Organism: Papilio polytes (common Mormon)
Lineage: Eukaryota; Metazoa; Arthropoda; Insecta; Lepidoptera; Papilionidae
Product: general odorant-binding protein 68-like
Exons: 6
Coding region: 94-636 (180 amino acids)
Source: RefSeq, a predicted model, not a curated record